Protopterus annectens (West African lungfish) is the source of this 2065-nucleotide messenger RNA. It is a transcript of the gene TRIT1, whose product is annotated as tRNA isopentenyltransferase 1. The transcript has 12 exons. Lineage: Eukaryota; Metazoa; Chordata; Ceratodontiformes; Protopteridae. Gene Ontology annotation, molecular function: tRNA dimethylallyltransferase activity. Gene Ontology annotation, cellular component: mitochondrion. Gene Ontology annotation, biological process: tRNA modification. Bases 275 to 1498 code for a protein of 407 amino acids. The record is from RefSeq and is a predicted model, not a curated record.
UAUUGGCUUCAUCUAAGUGGUGUGCAGGUCCCUAAUUUACUGAUUUUAACAGCUUUUCGCUUGUACUCUGCAUGUAAACUGGAUGUACUUCACUUGGAAGGGCUUUGUAUGCUGCUGUAACUUAUUUUUGGGACUUUGGUAGGUGAACUGGACUUAAAGACCUCUUUUCAACUACAACCUUGUUCCAAACUCAGAAUACAAGAAGGUUUACAAAGGCUUGGACAUUAUUACUAACAAAGUAACAGUGGAGGAGCAGAAUCUGUGUCGUCAUCAUAUGAUCAGCUUUGUGGAUCCCCUUAUCUCCAAUUACACUGUGGUAGACUUCAGGAACAAGGCUGUUUCCAUUAUUGAAGAGAUCUUUUCUAGAAAGAAAAUUCCUAUUAUUGUUGGAGGAACUAACUAUUACAUUGAAUCUCUGCUUUGGAAAGUCCUUAUAGAUACUAAGCCUGAAACACUGUUUGAGAACACUUCUUCACUAAAUGCAGCAGCUGUGGUGGAUCACACUGGAGAGGAAUCCAUAACACUUGACAGGAAAGCCGAACUGGAAAAACUAGACAGCCAGGAAUUGCACAGACAGCUCUCAGAGGUGGACCCAGAAAUGGCAGCCAGGCUGCACCCACAUGAUAAACGCAAGGUAGCAAGGAGUUUGCAAGUGUUUGAGGAAACUGGAAUUCCUCAUAGUCAGCUACUACAUCAACAAAGGGUUGAAGAAGGGGGUGGUCCCCUAGGGGGACCUCUGCGAUAUGAGAAUCCCUGCAUCUUCUGGCUCACUGCAGCCCAAGCAGUUCUGGAUGAACGCCUAGAUAAACGAGUAGAUGAGAUGCUUACCUUGGGUUUACUGGAAGAGUUGCAAGAGUUCCACAGGCGCUACAAUGAACAGAAAUUAAAUGAAAAUAGUCAAGAUUAUCAGCAUGGAAUCUUCCAGUCCAUUGGCUUCAAGGAAUUUCAUGAAUACCUGACUGUAGGGGAUAGCUGUCUGGAGAGCACCAGAGCCGAGUUACUACAGAGAGGUAUUGAGUCAUUGAAACAAGUCACAAAACGUUAUACCCGGAAGCAAAACAAAUGGGUCAGAAAUCGCUUCUUGCAACGGCCAGGUGCCAACAUACCAGCUGUAUACGAACUAGAUGCUACAGAUGUCUCACAGUGGGAGCUGAAAGUACUUGCUCCAGCGCUGAGCAUUAUCAACAGUGUUAUCAAGGGUGAGAAACCAGUGUUUGAUCCUUUGAAAACUGAAGAGAGCCAGAAAGGCCAGCCUGAGAACAAGCAUAGUUGGCACACAUGUGAUACCUGUGGGAAGGUUAUCAUAGGGGACCGGGAAUGGAGGGCACACCUGAAGUCAAAGGGUCAUCUUCAUCAUGUGAGGAAAAGAAGAAAGCUAGAUUGUGAGGCACAGUCUGCAGAACAGGAUAGCAGUACAACACCAUCAGGUUGUGCUACAGACUCCUCAAAGAAAUUGGAAGACAAUCACACAAAAACAGAAGCUUCCUGCCCGGUAUGAACAAGAAUGCUGAUGAGAGUGUUGUCAUCUUUGUGGCCUGCUAAUAAACAUUCUUCCACUGUUCUGUUAUCAACAAUAGAGCAUGACCUGAAUAAGGAUAGCCAUCCAGGGAACACAUGUUUCAUCAUUUGGGGAGUUACCUAAUAUUUAUCAGUUCUUGUAUUCCUUGCUGGACAGAGGGUUGUGCUCCUUUGUAUAAGUUAGACACAGCAGUUUGUCAAAGACCUUGGUGCAGUUAUAGAUGUCGGCUCAAUAGUUGCCUUCCCCUUGAGCUUCCUGCAGACUCAGGAUAAAUAAGCAAGAAGUUAUGAAAUAGUUACAAGAGUUCUACAAGUCCAUCAUAUUUUGCAUGGCUCUGAGAAGAGUUUUGCAGAAGUGCAGGCUAUUUUGGGUGGUCAGUUUGUCUGAAGUUUGUUUAACUAAUAGUUCAUGACUUGUUUUAAAACUUCUCUAGAAAUAUUUGUGACAGACCUCUGUGGGCUAUAAUGCUGAAUGUUAAGGCCAUUAAACCUCAGAAAUGUGGGUGUGUUACUUUCGUAUUCUUAAAUAAAUUGUUGGUAUUUUUAA